This is a messenger RNA of Melozone crissalis (California towhee), 2276 nucleotides long. RefSeq names its product SFT2 domain containing 2 (gene SFT2D2). The coding region runs from base 1 to 483 and encodes 160 amino acids. Gene Ontology annotation, biological process: vesicle-mediated transport. Gene Ontology annotation, cellular component: membrane. Lineage: Eukaryota; Metazoa; Chordata; Aves; Passeriformes; Passerellidae. The record is from RefSeq and is a predicted model, not a curated record. The transcript has 8 exons.
AUGGACAAGCUGAAGCGGGUGCUGAGCGGCCGCGACGCGGAGGAGCCGAGCGGCCUGGCCGAGGUUAUCGAUGCGACUUCCUUAGGUUGGGGCACGCGAGUGAAAGGUUUCAUUGCGUGUUUUGCGAUCGGAUGCCUGUGUUCGAUCUUGGGUAGUUGUCUGCUAUGGAUACCAAAGAAAGGGCUGGUACUCUUUGCUGUGUUUUAUACCCUGGGAAAUAUUGCAUCCAUUGGGAGCACUAUGUUUCUUAUGGGACCAGUGAAACAAUUGAAGCGGAUGUUUGAGCCUACACGUUUGAUCGCUACUAUUGUUAUGCUAUUGUGUCUCAUACUAACACUGUGUUCUGCUUUCUGGUGGCGUAAGGCAGGACUCGCGCUGCUUUUCUGCAUCUUACAGUUUUUUGCCAUGGCGUGGUACAGCAUUUCCUUCAUACCAUAUGCAAGGGAUGCUGUGAAGAAAUGUGUUUCAGUCUGUCUGUCCUAACAGGAAUACUGGAUGCCUCACAAAGUUCUAGGAGCUGUGUUGGAUCACUGUGCUGUGUAGUGUCCUACUUCUGUCUUGAACAUGUGCCUUUCAGCUGCUUCUUAGAAGCUCCUUAUGUUACACCCAGUGUCUGCAGUUGCUUGGGUUUGUAAGCAAUGGUGUCUGUGGGACAGGGGGCUUGUGAUCGAAUGAAAUUCAGUCUGGCAGAAGAACUGGGGAGAGGUCCACAAUUCGUUAUGAUGAUUCUUGCAUAAAUUCAUGCAUUUGGUUUUGCAAAAGUUUCAAAGUAAUGUGUGAAAUUUGUAAGUGAAGACCUUGGCUCUGCUGGGACUCUGCCAGUUCUAGAGUGGAAACAACUUGGGAUUUUUUAAAAUAGCCUUAUGUCACUCAAUCUUUGCACUUUUUGCCUUAGAUAAUGGAAUAUUCGUAUUCUUUCUUUUCCUGUCUCUCUUGAAAGAUUUUAGGUUUAUGAGACUUCUAAAAGAUGUAAUUCUAAAACCAAACAUAGUUUUGGACUAACCAUGAAAUGUUUGCAUCUUUAAUGAAAUAUUUAAUUCUCAGUCCAUACUGAUAGUCUUUCCUUAAAAUACAUGAAAGGGACAUUUUCAUCUGAAAAAUCUUGUUCCUGUUGGAAAAACACUCGUAAAAUAAGGUCCAUUGAUGUUUUUAGCUACCAGAAACCUGAGUUCUUUUCCUUGCUCAUGGUUGCAAGGGAGGAAGCUGACAUUUUUCACAUGAAGUGAGGUGCUUCUCUUCUCCUCCAGCUGUAGCAUAAGAGCAAUGCAAAGGGCAUGGUAGGCAAGCAGUAAAAUAAUUUAUGUAUGUCCUUUCUCAAAGGACAAACUGUCAUAAGGUAGAAGUUGGCUAUUGUUUUUAAGCAGUCUGGUCAGGGAGAAGACAUUCUCUUGUGAACUUGUAAAUAAGUUAAAACUCCAACAUUUCUCUUUGUUUCUUUGUAAGUGGAAUCCGUUUUCUUUCUGCUGAAACUCUUGCAUACACCAGUGAACUUCUCUGCAUGGAGGAGAAAGCACAAUAUUCUGUUUCUGUGGUAGCAAGGAAAGCGUGAAACAAUCCCUCAGCCAGCUCCAAACAAAUGCUGAGUGGUCUGUAUCCAAAUUCCAAGGCCACUCUGUUCUCUUCAUCUUCUGAGCUAUGUAUAAUCAUUUACUCCCGCGGCAUUGCAGUGGUCAGUGUAAUAUCUGAGCACAGAUUCCUGCUUCUGCUGUGUGAGAUAAUGUUUUACUACUUUCCCCUUUCCUCUUACCAAAUUGUCUUGCUGAAGCCAGUGUUUAAGAUUAUGGUUUUCCAGUGCACUCUAGUGGGAACUGAAGCAUCUCUUCCUCAAUCUACUAAGCAUUUAGUUGUUUAAGAGCAUUGUGUUUGCAUGGCAGGUGUAUCCCUGACUUGUACCACAAAGACUUUAAUGCAGGAAAAAUCUGAACCUGCUUGGCUGUGAAGUAUAAGCUCACAGUGAAGGCAAAUAGUUCUAUGGUUUCCAGAAAGUUAUUAAGAAAUUAAUUAAUCCAAAAUCUUAAAUUUAAAGUGUCCUUCUGAUAAUUUAUAAAGCCCGGUACCACCCACCUGUAAGGAUCCUCUAAAAUAAAUAAAUUAAAGAUUCCCUUUGUAGAUGGUAUGAAAGGGAGAUUUGGACAAGCAUUCUGUGGAUUCAUGGUGCCAGAAUUACUGUUGCAAAGGCGUUUGAAAGGGAAAUGCCACCUUGGAAAGACAGCACUGAUGUUGGGAUGCAAGUUAUGCAGAUUCAAGUACUGCAUCCUGGUGCUUUUUUUACCUCC